Vicugna pacos (alpaca) is the source of this 1816-nucleotide messenger RNA. NCBI's taxonomy places the organism in Eukaryota, Metazoa, Chordata, Mammalia, Artiodactyla, Camelidae. The record is from RefSeq and is a predicted model, not a curated record.
AUGGCCUCCGCCGGAGUCUCUCCCCUUUCCUCUGCGGACCAAUCGAAAUCUAGCCUUCAAGGCCCCUGGUGUCUUCACUUCCGCCUCGUCUCCUUGGGUCUAACUCUCUCGUCGACACCGGAGUGUCAGCCACCAGCUCUGAACGGCUCGGGCGGCCGGGGCGGCGAGGCCCGGAGGCGGCGGGGCCGCCUUGCCUGCGCCGCCGCGCAGCACUACGGCAUCGCGGGCUGUGGAACCCUGCUAAUACUGGAUCAAAAUGAAACUGGGCUUAGGCUUUUUAGAAGCUUUGACUGGAACGAUGGUUUGUUUGAUGUGACCUGGAGUGAAAACAAUGAACAUGUGCUGGUCACCUGUAGUGGCGACGGCUCGCUGCAGCUCUGGGACACCGCCAAAGCCGCAGGCCCGCUGCAGGUCUACAAGGAGCACACUCAGGAGGUGUACAGUGUUGACUGGAGCCAGACCAGAGGUGAACAGCUUGUGGUGUCUGGCUCAUGGGAUCAAACUGUCAAACUGUGGGAUCCAACCGUUGGAAACUCUCUGUGCACCUUUAGAGGCCACGAAAGUGUCAUUUAUAGCACAAUCUGGUCUCCCCACAUCCCUGGUUGUUUUGCUUCAGCUUCAGGUGAUCAGACUCUGAGAAUUUGGGACGUGAAGGCAACUGGAGUCAGAAUUGUGGUUCCAGCCCAUCAGGCAGAAAUUUUGAGUUGUGACUGGUGUAAAUAUAAUGAGAAUUUGCUGGUGACGGGGGCAGUCGAUUGUAGUUUGAGAGGCUGGGACUUGAGGAAUGUACGGCAACCAGUAUUUGAACUUCUUGGUCACACCUAUGCUGUUAGGAGAGUGAAAUUUUCACCAUUUCAUGCUUCUGUGCUGGCCUCUUGCUCCUAUGAUUUUACUGUAAGAUUCUGGAACUUUUCAAAGCCUGACCCUCUUCUUGAAACAGUGGAACAUCAUACAGAAUUUACUUGUGGUUUAGAUUUAAGUCUUCAGAGUCCUACUCAGGUGGCUGACUGUGCUUGGGAUGAAACGAUAAAGAUAUAUGAUCCUGUUUGUCUUACCAUGCCUGCUUGAGAUAAGCUACUCCAUUCAGAAGCAAAGGAUAUUGACUGAAGAACAUUGCUUAACAGGAAUUAAAUGAUUGAUAACAGAGAUUUUAUGCUUUUAUAUAUAUUCAGAUUUCAAAUUGUAAGUUUAUUCUGGAAUCAGUUUUGAGGCAGCUGAUAAAGACUUUGGCUCACUAUUUAAGCCUGGUACAUAAGCCAUAUUUCUUAAAAACCUAAGAAAUAAUUGAUGUUAUGGUAUAUCAUAUAGUAUCUAUUAAAAUAUAACCUCUCUACUGUAAAGUGGAUUAAAUAUAGAGGUCUGUAGACUAUAUGAUAGUGAUAUAUUUCAUUUUUAAUUUGUCAUUUUUGAUGUAAAAUAUAAUCACUGCUGUUGAUAAAAAUCACAAUAAACUGCAUCCCUUGGUCAUUUAUGAUUUUAUGACACCCCCAGCAAGGUUGCUUUUUCUAAUAUAGUAUCUAUAUGAGUAUAAUACUGUAUAAUAUAGAGGUAUCUAUGGUUCAGUAGCAGGGUUCUAAUAACUGCUGAAUAAGUCAGCAUGAGUCAGUCAGCCAUACUGAGCAGCUACUCUAUGCUUGACACACAGAAUGAAUGAGAUUCUCUCAAGGAUUGGUGUCUGUCAUGCUUUAAGAACAUGGAAUGCUGAGAGUGAGGGCUUAAUGUGUUUCUUACAUUUAAACAAAUACUUUUAGGUAUUAUAUUCAUGACCCUAUAUUUCUCUCCUCUUAUUUCUCUACUAUUAUAUCAAAAAAAAAAA